CCUCCCUGUCAAAAGCUCAGUGAGCUGCUGUGUCUGAUUUGCCGGCAGUUACUGAUUUACAGUCAAGCACGAGCAGAGCAGCGAUCACCGUGGGCCCCCGAGUCUACUGCAGGAGCUUACCGCAGAACAAAAAAAAAAGACAGGAGUCACUCAGCUGUUCAGACUUGAGGAGAAGCACAUGACUCUUUUCUCUACAAGGAUCAACUUUUUUUUCCUGUGCAAGACAACUGAUAAAGACAGCACCCAGGACAUCUUUAAGAAACAGAAAAUGGAUAUAAAGGACUUUGGAUGCCAUUAAAGGGACGACUGAGGAGAACUUUUUUCACGGUUAAUGAUCCACACUCACGACCCUGGUCUAAAGAUGGAUAAUAUCACCCUACCAAACAACUGCAACAAGAGUGAUGACUUCAAGUACCCCCUCUACAGCACCGUCUUCAGCCUGGUGUUCGUACUUGGACUUCUCUUCAACAUGAUAGCUGUAUAUAUUUUUGGCUGUACACUGAAGAUGAGGAAUGAGACCACGACAUACAUGAUCAACCUUGUUGUUUCAGACUCUCUCUUUGUCCUCAGCCUGCCCUUUCGGAUCGUGUACUUCAUUAAACGCGAUUGGAUAUUCGGAAGCGUGCUCUGCAAGAUCUCUGUGGCCUUGUUCUACACCAACAUGUACGGCAGCAUCUUCUUUCUCACCUGCAUCAGCAUUGACCGUUUUCUGGCCAUCGUGUACCCAUUCCGGUUCCAGACUAUUCGUACUAGGAAGAAUGCCAAAUUGGCCUGCUGUGUAGUGUGGAUGAUGGUGCUUUCUGGAAGUAUACCCACAGGGUUCCUCCUGGACACUACUUCACCGAAAAAUACUAACUCGUCUGUACAAUUCUGUUUUGAAAACUACUCUAAAACGCAGUGGAGGGCUGAGCUGUCUAAGGUGGUGGUGUUUAUUGAGACUGUGGGCUUCAUCUUCCCGCUGAUGCUUAAUGUCUUCUGCUCGGUCAUGGUGCUACGAACCUUGAAGAACCCCGAAACCCUCAGUCGUGGAGGGAACCUCAACAAGGCAAAAAUUUUGAGGAUGGUUGCCGUGCAUCUGCUCAUUUUCUGCUUCUGUUUUAUCCCCUACAACCUCAAUCUAAUUUUCUAUUCCCUGGUCCGCUCCAAUGUCCUAAAGGGAUGCACUGCAGAAUAUGUGGUCAGAACCAUAUAUCCCAUCGCCCUAUGCAUAGCGGUGACCAACUGCUGCUUUGAUCCAGUCAUUUACUACUUUACGUCAGAGACAAUCCAGAGCUCCAUCAGGAAAAAGUCUCGAGUGUGGCACAACGGUGCCAAGCUCUUCGACAGGCUUCAGACAGACAGCUCACAAAGCAGUCCACGUACUACACCUAAAGGUGUGUUCUUAACGCCUCUGAGAGCCAAUAUAUUUAACAACGAGUCCACUGUCUAAUGACAACUCUAUGAAGUGGCAGGAUUAAUAAUUCACGAGGAAAGACUGACGAUUUGAAUCCAGGGAGACGGGUGGCAACAGAAUGUUCUUGGGAACAACACAAACAAAACGCUCACUAAGGAGUCCGUUCUCUACUGAUAACCCCAGAGACUAUAAACUGGGUAUAAACUGGGUUUUUUACAAUCGUAUCCAUUCAGUCAAUGUAACAGUGGAGCAAGUGAAAGUGGAGGCAUUCGUGUUGCAGCAAAGUUUAAAAAAUGACAAGUUGCUGCAAAUAUGUACAAGCUUUUGCACAACCGCUGCUGUAAUUGUAGUCAUCAUUCUGAGCGGACUCUCCGUUACAAAACAAAAUGCUUUGGCAACACUGACUCAGUAUUAUAACUCUUUUAUUUAACUGUUUUGUGCAGUUUGUAAGCUGUGUUAUUUGUGACCACAUUGAGGCUUGUAAGCACUUUAUAGAGCAGCAUGUUCUAUAAGAAUUUAUACAACUACUGAAUAAAAAAUUGAUUUACUUUUUGUA
Mugil cephalus (flathead mullet) is the source of this 1949-nucleotide messenger RNA. RefSeq names its product lysophosphatidic acid receptor 6-like. The coding region runs from base 332 to 1429 and encodes 365 amino acids. The transcript is spliced from 2 exons. The record is from RefSeq and is a predicted model, not a curated record. Gene Ontology annotation, cellular component: membrane. Gene Ontology annotation, biological process: phospholipase C-activating G protein-coupled receptor signaling pathway; positive regulation of Rho protein signal transduction. Gene Ontology annotation, molecular function: lysophosphatidic acid receptor activity. Lineage: Eukaryota; Metazoa; Chordata; Actinopteri; Mugiliformes; Mugilidae.